This is a messenger RNA of Parnassius apollo (apollo), 5088 nucleotides long. NCBI's taxonomy places the organism in Eukaryota, Metazoa, Arthropoda, Insecta, Lepidoptera, Papilionidae. The record is from the annotation of a GenBank genome assembly.
UUGUGUGGUAUUGAGCGGAAUGUGACAUUGUAUGAUAGCAUGGCAGCGGACAGCGAUGGGCUAGGCUCGGCGGGCGGGGGCGGCGGCUCGUGCGGGGUGGUGAUGACCUGCGAAGGCGACCUGCGCGACCCGCGAUUCCCCGCGCGCCUUCGCCGCCUUCUGCGCGAGUUGCGCGCGCUGCUCGCCGAGCCGCAUCCGCACACGCUCAAAGUUAACAAGGUGGAGCCGUGGAACUCGGUGCGCGUGACGCUGUCGGUGCCGCGCGCGGCGGCGGCGCGGCUGCGCGCGCUGGCGGCGGCAGGCGCUCCGCAGCUGCGCGCGCUCGGUAUCCUGUCCGUGCAGCUGGACGGCGAUGCGGCCGUCUCGCUGCGCCUCCAGCACGGCGCCGAGCUCACCAUCAGCACCGACGCCGCGGACGAUGGCAAUUCAUCAAGGCAAGCAAACUCCGAGUUGCUGGCAGGAUUGGGGGGCAUAGGGCGAUUGUUGGGAGAGAGUGAGAGUUCCUCUACUUCAACGGACACUCCAGCUUCCUCAACUUCCACUCCUAGAGAUAACUUCAAAUCACCUAACACCGUUUGUCCGAUGGACGGCAAGAUACCACAGAACAUUCCCACACCAACUACCGAUCGCUGUGAGUUCCCGUUCGGAAGCAUGACUCAAGCAAGAGUCAUACAUAGGAAGGAAAAUACGUUAGGCUUAAGCGGUCCCGGGGUUCGUCCAAGCACAGCGAUAGCGGGCGCGGAGCAGUUCCCGCGCCCUUCCACAUCAGCGUUCGCAGGUCCUCCCCCGCCCUACCCCGCGCCCUCGCCCACGCCUUCACCCUCCCCUGCUCCCUCCCCGGUGCCCUCCGCUCAGUCGCCCGCUUCAGCGUCCGCUUCCGCUCCUACUGUGGCGAUGUCCUCGCCGCUACUUGUCAACUUACUGCAGAACGAUGCGCCCGCGCCGCAACCGCGGGCAAAACCUGUCCCACAUCCGGCUAAAUUGGAUCGCUUGGAGGACGCACAGGUGGACCCUGCACCAAAUGCCACGGUGGUAGGACGCGCGCGGUUCCCCACCCCCAACUACGCGGCGGAUACGUUCCCAGCUCCGCCGCCGUAUCGUCAACAAGGCGUCACGGUUGUUCAGCGGCCGAGACCUCCUCCUCCCCCUCCUCCUCCGCCUCGGGUCACUCCCGAAGAUUUGCAGGCGUUGCUGCCACCACCCACUACGUCGAUGGAUCAAAAGACGCAAUCGAGCUUCCAGGAAUUUCAGAGGUAUCAGCAGCAGUAUAAUGCGAGACAGCGGGCGGCAUCGCGGGCAGCUUCACAACCGGAUUGGAAUGAGCCUUAUCGGGACACAUUAGGGCUCUCCAUUCCAGAUCUACCUGACAAUUGUGAUUUGGAUCAGUUGUUACCAUCCUUGGGAGCUGACCUAAACCUUGAUGACUCUGCUCUUUCGGCCAUCUCAGAACUUGAUGCCAACACCAAGCUUGACCUUCUUUAUGAUCCCCAACAACAAGAUGGGUUGCCCAAUGCUAGCGAUUCAAAUCCUGACGCUCUGCUGCAAGAAAUUACCGGUGGCCAGUUCUCUAGUACGAAUCUGAAUGGACCAUAUAACACUGAGGUAAUUCCAAGUACAAGUCAUUCAGUGAGUGAUGUGCCUUCAAAAUCUUCGGAUAUUUUUGAGAAUAAUGAAUCGAGUUUCAUGCCACCCCCGCCUGUUCCACAGCAGUCAACAUCUAAGUUCGUAAAUCCACAUCAAAAUACCUCCCCAAAUUCUGCAAUGGUUAAUACCCAAAAUCCGCCAUUUAAAUCUCCUCCAAAUGCCACAUAUUCUAUGUCACCAAAUAGUAUGAAUUCCGAUAGAGUAAAUAUUAGCCAAUCCUCAAUGCCUCCUCCAAUGAGAUUGCCUGUUAGAGCAACUACUUCUGUAGCUACAGCAACUGUAGGCUCUCAGGCUACUGCUCAAGAAAUUGAAGAACAAAGCAAGCAGUACCUGAUAAAAACACUUAUGAGGGAUGAUGAUAUCCCACCUCCUAAAGAACAGGAAAAGAAAGUCGAGGAAGUAACAGUUGCUCAAUGUAAAUUGAAAGAGAAUUCAACAGAGACACCAGAGGUUUUUGGGAUAGCGAAGAUAAACGAGGAUGAUAGUAAAAUGGAAGAUGAUACAAAGUUAAAGAAUAAGAUUUUAAAGAAGGACAGGGAUGAUAAACUGCUGGCGCAGAAAGGAGGGAAGCCUAGAACAGGGGGGGCGAAAGAGAAACCCGCUACAUUAAAAGACAAGAUAGUGCGCGAUGUAAAGUCUACCAAAGUUGCCUUACCGCGACCACAAGUCGCGAAACCCGCCACGCCUGUGAGUGAAGCACCAAAAUCACCCACAGGCGAGAAGGUGGAUUCUUUUUCUUUAAAAUUGAGGUUAAAGUUAGAUAAAAACGAGCCAGUGGUACAGCCUGUGUACAAGGCUGAUAUCAGUUUUGUAAAUUUACAAUCGCAAAAAGAGGGAUUAUCUAAACCAACAGAAGGAGGUGAACUAAGAGUUCCACCUUUACAUAUCAGUCUUAGAGGUCGUAACUCAGCGGUCAUAAAGAACUCUAAGAAGGAAAAAAAGAAGUUUAGUCCAGGAGAUUUGCACAUGAAGAAGAUAAAAAUAAGAAAAUCUAUAGAAUCUGAUGACAAGUCUCAUAGACGGGAUUCAGAGGAGUCUCUGGCGACCAAAUCUGGAGACAGCACUGAGAACACAAAGACUGAUGAGUAUUUACACGUAAAAAAUAUGAAGCUAAACAAUCAUUAUGCAGAGGGAGAGACAAUCAAAACUGAGAUCACUGGAGACAAUAAUGUUGUUUACAGAAUGAAGACAAUAUCGAAAAAUGCUCACAUUGUCACUAAAUCUGCACUGACUGACUGCAAGCUACUAAACAAUAAAUUGCAAUUAGACAGUUUAAAAAUGAAAAAGAAAUCAAAAUUUGUAAGUGAGGGUGGAAAAGUCAUAGAGAAGGAAAGAGAUAAAGAUUGUAGAAAUGAUUUAUUGGAAAAAGAAGGCAAAUAUGCUCAGAAUGAGGGUUACAGAGAGACUCCAAACAACCAUGAAGUAAAAAAGAAGUUACCAACUCCAAAACUAGAGAAAGAAAGUGGUGCAAAAUGUGAUAAUUUAAAGUCCAGUGAAGUAAAGACUGUACAGUUAGACACAGUGUAUAAUGAAAGUGUUAAAUGUGGUGCUAGUGAGCUGGACAGGGUUAAGUGUCAAAAGGGUUUAGAAAGGACGCUUAGUGCGGAUGAUGUGGCGGACACAAAGAAGUUCGACACACACAGGGCUAGUGAAGACAACAAACUAAAACGGACACUCACUGACAGUGCUAUUACCUCACCCAAUGGACUGAUCUCCUCUGAAAAGAAACGAAAGACUAGCCAUAGUUCCUGUCCAGAUCCCCCUGGAUCAACAAACGUAGGCACAAUCAAGGGCAGUCGGGUGGACUCGCCCCCACCCGCGUCUAGUCAGCGCCCUGGGGCGGUUUCGCCGCGGCGUAAAGAGAGGCCGAAGGACAAAUCCUACUGCAAACUCGUCGCCGAAAGGACCGCACGCCCUGACGCCGACAAAUUUAGCAACCGGUCACCCAACUCCCAAGCACAAGGGGAGGACUCUGGAAUCGAAUCCAUGGAUGCGUUGUCGGAGAAGUCGCCCAAUCAGGCUAGCCAAUCCCCACCUGGACCGCAGAGGAAAGAACGGUUGGAUAUGCCCCGCUCCACCAGUCCGACGUCAGUACAAAGGAUAAUAGGCGUUAUAGACCCACCCCCUGCCUCUGACGAACUACUAGAAAGACUCUCAUUAGCGACGGGGCAACCGCAUUACGACCCUGGACCCCCCGAUAUUGAUGAUUUAGGCGAUAUUGAAGCAGAAUUGGCAAAGAUGCAUGCAGAUCAUAUAAAUGGCGAUGACACUGUGAGAAGACCGCAUGAUGAACAGACACAGACCAAAGAAGUGAAAAGAGAGCCCACACCAAUUCUCAGGGAUAAUGAAAAACAGAGUCAAAGUAAUAACAGAAGUGAAAGCAAAGAAGAGAAAAUAGAAUUGAAUGAAGUGAAACAUGAAUGCGGUAUUGCUCAAAAGAAUGAAACAUGUAGUAAAGAGGAAUGUAUGUCACCUAAAAAAGAAAAGGGAGUUGAUGAUUUUGAUCACCUACCUAGCAGAAUGUCUCCACCGCUUUACACUUAUUCUAACCAAGAGAAGACCUGUUCACCUGAAUGUAAAGAGGAGAAAAUCGUAUCAGAAAAUGGCGAAACUUGUACAGAAUCGUCUAAAGAUAAAGAACCGAAACUAGAACGGCUACCGCUCAAAGCGGAUUUUCCUGAUAAAAGUUUGCUUGAGCAACUACUUAUUGAAAUUCCCACACCUGACUACACAGGAAAAAGACCAGAGUCACCAUCUCCAUCAACAUUAGAACGCGUAGCGCGGAGUACGGUUCGAACAAGAUCGAGUAGCAAAAUGAACAGCCCAGCUGAUGGACCGAAAACACCAAGGCUUAGUCCUGGGGUGAACAAACUAGAAAGAUCAGAUUCCCCAGCAUUACAGCCCAGGAAUUGUCUUCGUAGUGGGUCUGUAGAUAAAAUAAGCCCGCGAACCGUUAAUUCCGUCCCCGCCCCAGCUAAACCUGGUCCAGGAGCAAAAAGAAAGCGUAGGGAGUCUGAAAGCUCUUGUGCGUCCACUAUCAGUUGCGAAGAGGGGCUAUCUCCAGCAGGGCGCCCUAAGAAAAAACCGAGAAGGGUCGAUCAGAAACCAGUCAAUGCUGUAGUUGUUGCAAGUGGAAAAGUGAAAAAGGAGUCUGACAGUGACAGUGAUGAGCCUUUGAUAUGUAAAGUGAGGGGUAAGACGGGGAAGGGGUUGAAACCAGUUGGUGUAAAGGCAGUUAAGGGUGCUGAGGGUGUGGGUACGAGGCGUUCCGUGCGUCACGGCCCUACGCCUCCGACGCCCACGACGCCUAAUACGCCUGCAGCGCCUGCGGCGCCACCAAGCAACACCGCCGUCCGACGGAAAACGCGAAGUGCAGUGGGCGAAAGCCCCGGAGCGAGUGCGGGCGCGGUGAGGCGAAGACGCGCGUCCCGCGACGGCAAGUGA